AUUCUUAAAGUAAAUAUCGAUUUCAGAGAAGCGUUUAUCUCUUCGACAAAAUGGCUCUUGUUCUUGUAAUUUCUCUUCUAUUAGGAAUACAUUCACCGUGUUGGUCGGACGGCCCGCGCUUGAACGGCUCAUAACCACCAACUUCUACCUCCAUCAGUCUGCAAAGGAGGCAUACAAAGCGUAUGUCAAAGCCUACGAGUCACAUCAUUUGAAAGACAUAUUCGAUGUGAACACGUUAGACCUGAACGCCGUUGGCAAAUCGUUCGGCUUCGUCAACCCUCCAUUUGUCGAUUUGGGCGUUGGAGCGAAGUCAAAGAAAAGUCGUAUGAGAGUGACCAGAAUGGGUCGCAUAACGAAAGGCCAACUGUUGAAAAACAAAAUUUUUAAGCGUAUUGAUCGAAGUCAACCAACUAGCAGAUAA
This is a messenger RNA of Soboliphyme baturini, 421 nucleotides long. NCBI's taxonomy places the organism in Eukaryota, Metazoa, Nematoda, Enoplea, Dioctophymatida, Soboliphymatidae. The record is from the annotation of a GenBank genome assembly.